ACAGUCCUCAGGACCAUAAACAAGUCAUGGGUGAUAAGCUACGGCUGGCAGUUGGGAUCAUGGGCAAUGCAUCUUCUUUGUUGCUGUAUGCUGCUCCAAUCUUGACAUUUUCGAGGGUGAUAAGGAAAAAAAGCAUAGAGGAAUUCUCAUGCAUUCCGUACAUCGUUGCACUCUCGAAUUGUCUCCUUUACACUUGGUAUGGACUGCCUGUUGUGAGCUAUAAGUGGGAAAAUUUUCCUGUCAUCACCAUCAACGGUUUAGGGAUCAUAUUAGAGUUAUCUUUCAUCUUCAUAUAUCUUUGGUUCGCUCCAACCAGAGGAAAGAUUAAGGCCGGCGGUAUAACGACGAUCGUCAUAGUAAUAUUUUCCGUCACGGCUCUCAUCUCGACCUUUUUGUUCCACGACCAUCAUCAUCGGAAAGUUCUUGUCGGAACUAUCGGGCUGGUUGCAUCGGUGGCAAUGUAUGCUGCUCCGCUUGUGGUUGUGAAACGGGUGAUCGUGACGAAGAGUGUGGAGUUUAUGCCGUUUUAUUUAUCUUUUUUCUCGUUCAUGGCUAGUGUGCUUUGGCUGGCUUACGGACUAUUGAGUCACGAUCUGCUACUAGCGUCGCCGAAUCUGGUUGGUUUACCUUUAGGCCUUCUGCAACUUGGACUUUACUGCAAGUACAGGAAAAGAGAGAUUAUAGAAGAAGAACCCUGCAAAUGGGAUUUAGAACAGAACAAUAACCAGGAGAAACCCAAACACAUGCAGCUCGUGACGAACGAAAAUAUCAAUGGAAAGUGUUGAAAUUAUACUGGUUUAAUGCUUGGGGUAUGACCAGAAAUAAAAUAUAUU
Hibiscus syriacus is the source of this 833-nucleotide messenger RNA. RefSeq names its product bidirectional sugar transporter SWEET3-like. Gene Ontology annotation, cellular component: membrane. Gene Ontology annotation, molecular function: sugar transmembrane transporter activity. Gene Ontology annotation, biological process: carbohydrate transport. The record is from RefSeq and is a predicted model, not a curated record. NCBI's taxonomy places the organism in Eukaryota, Viridiplantae, Streptophyta, Magnoliopsida, Malvales, Malvaceae. The transcript is spliced from 5 exons. The coding region runs from base 27 to 785 and encodes 252 amino acids.